AUGGUUCGCCCUCAUGUGAUUCUAGUAACUUUCCCGGCACAGGGCCACAUCAAUCCAUCUCUGACGUUUGCCAAGACCCUUCUCAGAAAUGGCAUUGAAGUCACUUUUGCGACAAGUUUAUGCGCCCAGCGGCGGAUGGCCAAAGCAGCCGGUGACAUCACCAAUGGCAUUACUUUUGCGGCUUUUUCUGACGGAUAUGACGAUGGGUUCAAACCAAGUGAUGAUCCAGAGCACUACAUGAGGGAGCUUAGAAAUCGCGGUUCAGAAACACUAAGGGACACUAUUCUAGCCAGUGCCGAGCAAGGCCGCCCAAUUACGUGCCUAGUUUACACCCUUCUACUCCCGUGGGCUGCAGCGGUAGCUCGUGAAGUCCACAUCCCGAGUGCUCUUCUGUGGAUUCAACCAGCCACUGUGUUGGAUAUAUAUUACUAUUAUUUCAAUGGCUAUGGUGAAGAAAUCAAUAAUUCUUCGGACGACCCGUCGUGGGCAAUUCAACUGCCUAGACUUCCAUUGCUGGCUAAACGUGAUCUUCCAUCAUUUAUGCUUCCUGCGAGUGGAGGCGAUCAGUAUAAAUUUGCUCUUCCGACUUUUAAAGAGCAGCUAGAGACGUUGGAUGCAGAAACAAAGCCAAAAGUGCUCGUGAAUACUUUCGAUGCACUAGAGCCUGAUGCACUUAAGGCGAUUGAAGAUUACGAGUUAAUCGGGAUUGGACCUUUAAUUCCUUCUGCUUUCUUGGAUGGAAAAGAUCCAUUGGAUAAGACGGUUGGUGGAGAUCUUUUUCAUAAAUCGGACGAUUAUCUUCAGUGGUUGAACUCCAAGCCAGAAUCUUCCGUGGUUUAUGUGUCAUUUGGUAGUCUUUUGAGGCUCCCAAAAGUUCAACUAGAGGAGAUUGCUAAAGGAUUGCUCGAGUGUGGACGACCGUUUUUGUGGGUUAUACGUGUAAACGAGAACCAAGAAGAAGAAAAAGAGGAUGACAAACUAAGUUGUUUGGAUGAAUUGGAAAAACUGGGAAAAAUAGUACCAUGGUGUUCACAACUUGAGGUUCUAACACACCCUUCGUUGGGUUGUUUUGUGACUCAUUGUGGUUGGAAUUCGACGUUGGAGAGUUUAUCAGGCGCUGUUCCUUUGGUGGCAUUUCCACAGUGGACUGAUCAAGGAACCAAUGCAAAGCUUAUACAAGAUGUUUGGAGGACAGGCCUAAGGGUGAACCCAAGAGAAGAUGGCACCGUUGACAGUGACGAGAUCAAGAGUCCAAGAAUAGCACGUGUGCCACGCCUUUAA
Molecule: messenger RNA, 1281 nt
Organism: Fraxinus pennsylvanica
Lineage: Eukaryota; Viridiplantae; Streptophyta; Magnoliopsida; Lamiales; Oleaceae
Source: the annotation of a GenBank genome assembly